AUGGCGAGCGCUUUGCAGACAAGUCCAUCACUUACCUGGCCCCAGACGGCCAAGACCGAGCACAGUACAUUGCUCGUUGCACCACCGGCGACGCACCCACCUUGGCCUUUCCAAGGGGCCCCCCCUCAGCCCUAUUGGCAGGCAGGCGUCAGGAGGCGACUGGCCACAACUCUACACGGCCUUGGGAGACCCUGCAUCCUUUGGCAAAGAAGUCUGGGAUCCGUCUGGACAACCAUGUGGAUUUCCAGGACGUCCCUGGCUUCGUUGAAUACCUUCGUGGUCUUCCUAGUGGCGCUACUGUGCUAG
Molecule: messenger RNA, 306 nt
Organism: Symbiodinium pilosum
Lineage: Eukaryota; Dinophyceae; Suessiales; Symbiodiniaceae
Source: the annotation of a GenBank genome assembly